CUCUUUGUCUAAGCCCAAACGUCACAUCUGAAAACAAGAGAGGUGAUUUCGCGUCGCCAUAUUAAAAAAAACAAAUUGCAUUUUAUGGCUAAAGUAAAGUGAAUUAAAAUAAACAAAUCAAAAUGGAAGAAACCGACGUGCCCAUGGAGUACGAUGGUGCAGACGUAGACGGUGUGGCUCAAGAGGAGUUCGAGGAGGAUGGCGGCUUCGAAAACGACAUUGAACUAGGAGACGACUUCCAACUGCGCGGACGAGGACGUACAGGGUUCAGGGGGCGCGGACAGCCCCGUGCGUGGCCAGGCCCACCCGGCCCCCCCGGCCCUCGUGGCGAAGUCCCUCCGAGGUUCCGAGGAAGAGGCUUCGGCCCCGGGGGCCCUCCUCCGUUCCGCGGCCGCGGGGGGCCGCCGCCUCCCAUGUUCGGGAGAGGCGGACCCCCUAGGAAUCCUCCUCCGGGCCCUGGCGGAUUUAAUGGACCCCCUAAUUUCAACGGACCUAACUGGGGAGGGCCGAUGGGACCUCCAGGUACGAUGGGUGGACCUCCGAACUUGAUGGGACCUGGACCUAACGGACCGCCGUUUGGACCACCUGGAAUGAUGGGCGGACCUCCUAAUAUGAACAAUGGGCCGCCAGCGAUGGUCACUCAAGGCGGUGCCACUACCAAUGGGCCUGGGCAGUUUACACCCGUUUCACAAAAUCCUACUACAGGAUUAGAUGCGAAUAGUGAAAUUUGGGUAGAAACUAAAACGGCAGAAGGCAAGUCUUAUUUUUAUAAUGCUCGUACUAGAGAAACCACUUGGACUAAGCCAGAAGGUCCUAAUGUAAAAGUAAUCUCUCAGGAUCAAGUGGAAGCAAUGGCACAAGCGGCCACUACUGGUUUAGCACAAGGGACCUCCACGGCAGCCCAGGCAGCAUUAGCACAAGCCAACGUUUCCAACAAGCCCGAAAUCGAGACUGAAGAAAACAAAACAGACACAAAGCAACCAACAGCCGCUAACCCUAUGCAACCAAACAUGCUCGCGGGGCCCCCGCCAGGUAUGCCCCCGUUCGGAGGCCCCCCAGGUCAGUUCGGAGCUCCGCCGUUCGGUUUGCCUCCGCCGGGAUUCCAAGGGACGUGGCCAGGACCCGGACAAGCGCCGGCUUGGGCUGGAGGACCGCCAGGCGCUGCUCCUUGGGGUAUGCCGCCAGGUCUUCUUACAGGUUUGACAGGAGCUAUGCCUGCUAUUGACGAAGCCGCGGUCUUGUCUAAAGUCGACCCAGAAAUUAUAGCGAAAGCUACGGAGUGGAGCGAACACAAGUCGCCCGAUGGAAGAUUUUACUAUUACAAUGCCAAAAAGGGAGAGUCCGUGUGGGAGAAGCCACACGCCCUUAAAGAUCUAGAAACUGCAAAGUUAGCAGCAGCGCAAGGAAUAUCCACGAGGCCCGGGAGCGAGGUCGUGAUCGCAAACACCGAGACAGGUAAGCCAAAUGCGGCGGCGGUACAAGUCGCCAAUGGAGAAACCGUGAAGGACAUUACUCCCAAAGACGAAGAAGACAAAAUAAAGAAGUUACAAGAAGAAAACAGAAAAAAGAAAGAUGAAGAAGAAAAGACUAAAGAGAUAAAGACUCAGGACAAAUCCAGGCCGGUUUCGAGCACACCUGUUCCUGGAACUCCAUGGUGUGUUGUGUGGACGGGAGAUGGACGGGUCUUUUUCUAUAAUCCAUCAUCCAGAACUUCCGUGUGGGAACGGCCGGAUGAACUGUUAAAACGAACCGAUGUCGAUAAGAUGGUGGCGACCCCUCCAGAUGCCGUAGGAACUCCAGCCAAACAAGAUAUAGCGGAGAGUCCAGCUAAGAAACGAGCGUCAGAGGACAGUGACAGUGAAGAGGAAACCCCAGCCAAAAAGCCUAAGAAAGAAGAGACCACCACCAGUAAGUUUGAUUUAUUCUGUCAAAAGUGGGUAUUUUUUAAUUUGACCACACGAGCAGGUGCGAAUGGUGCGACACCACAGUCGGCGAGGAAAAUCGACAUCGGAAAAGAAGCGGCAAUCGAAGCGGAAGUUCGGGCAGCGAAGGAGCGUGCUGUAGUCCCACUGGAAAGUAGGAUCAAGUCUUUUAAAGAAAUGCUGGCGGAGAAACACGUUUCCGCUUUUAGUACUUGGGAGAAGGAGUUGCACAAGAUCGUCUUCGAUUCAAGGUAUUUGUUGUUGACUUCUAAAGAACGAAAACAGGUAUUCGAAAAGUACGUGAAGGAAAGAGCAGAGGAAGAGCGGAGGGAAAAGAGGAACAAGUUGAGAGAGAAGAAGGACGCGUUUAGGAAAUUGCUGAGUGAAUCGCAUCUUCAUGGAAAAUCAUCAUUUAGCGACUUUGCCCAGAAAUACGCGAAAGACGAGCGAUUUAAAGGAGUUGAGAAGAUGCGAGAAAGGGAGAGUCUCUUCAACGAAUACUUAAUUGAAGUAAGAAAACGCGAGAAAGAAGAAAAGAACCAACGCAGAGAACAGGUGAAAAAAGACUUCUUCGCUAUGCUUCGUGAACACUCGGACAUAGAUCGCCACUCCCAUUGGGCCGACGUGAAACGCAAAGUCGAUUCAGAUGCCCGAUAUAAAGCAGUCGAUUCGUCCGGUCAACGCGAAGACUGGUUUAGAGAAUAUUGUAAAAUAUUAAAAGAAGAGAAGAAGAAAGCGAAAGAAAAGGAUCGUGAACACAAGCGCGACAAAGAAAAGCAUAAGAAGAAAGAUAAAGACAAGGACAGAGAUCGUCAUUCCAAAGAUGAAAAAGAGAAGGAUAGAGACCGUGACAAGGAAAAGUCGAAAAAAGAGGAAGAUGGAGAGGCCUCGAAUAAAGAAGUCGAAGAAACCGAACCAGAAGAGACCGACGAUGAACGAGCUCAAGAACAAAAGGAAAAGGACAGGCAGGCUAGAGCAGAGGCCAGUUUGAGAGAAAGAGAGAAGGAAGUGCAAAGAACUCUGGCGACGCAUAUGAGAGACAGAGACAAAGAAAGGGAGCAGCAUAAGCGAGAUGAAGCCAUACAGCAUUUUAAUGCGUUACUAGCGGAUUUGGUGAGAAACCCCGAACUGAGUUGGCGGGAAGUUAAACGUAUCUUGAGAAAAGAUCAUCGAUGGGACUUGGCAGAUUCUUUAUCUCGAGAAGAUAAAGAAAAAUUGUUUAACGAACACAUUGAACAUUUGUUGCGAAAGAAACGAGAGAAGUUCCGGGAAUUGUUGGAUGAAACCCCCGAAGUUACUUUAACUAGUAGCUGGAAAGAAAUCAAAAGAAUAAUCAAAGAAGAUCCUAGAUACACGAAAUUUGCUUCAAGUGAAAGGUGUGAACGUGAAUUUAAAGACUAUCUUAAAGAUAAAUUAAUUACUGCUAAAGGACAAUUUAAAGAAUUAUUGCAGGAAACUAAACUUAUUACUCAUAAAUCUUUGUCAAAUCUUAGAGAAAAUCAAGGGUUCAUGCAAGAAAUCGAAGAUAUCUUAAAGAACGAUAAAAGAUACUUGGUUCUCGAUCACAUACCGCAAGAAAGAACCCAGUUAAUUUUAAAUUAUUUAGAGGAGCUUGAUAGAAGGGGACCACCGCCACCACCAACAGCUAGUGAACCUAAUAGAAGAUCAAUAAAAUAAAUAGGGUGUUAUAUAUUUAUUACUUUAAGAACGUGAUUGACGUAUGUUGUGUACUUUAUUAAUUAAAAUAAUUCCAGUUUGUAAUCAUAGAGCUUCUGAACUGAUAAUGUUGUACAAUUUUUAUUUUAUACUGUAAUAGCAAAAUAUUAAUACACAUAUUUAAACUU
Zophobas morio is the source of this 3766-nucleotide messenger RNA. RefSeq lists its product as uncharacterized. Gene Ontology annotation, cellular component: nucleus. The transcript is spliced from 10 exons. NCBI's taxonomy places the organism in Eukaryota, Metazoa, Arthropoda, Insecta, Coleoptera, Tenebrionidae. The record is from RefSeq and is a predicted model, not a curated record. The coding region runs from base 123 to 3599 and encodes 1158 amino acids. Gene Ontology annotation, molecular function: transcription coregulator activity; RNA polymerase binding.